This is a messenger RNA of Amorphotheca resinae ATCC 22711, 1362 nucleotides long. RefSeq lists its product as hypothetical. Gene Ontology annotation, cellular component: mitotic spindle pole body; cytosol; ubiquitin ligase complex. NCBI's taxonomy places the organism in Eukaryota, Fungi, Ascomycota, Leotiomycetes, Helotiales, Amorphothecaceae. The transcript has 3 exons. The record is from RefSeq and is a predicted model, not a curated record. Bases 1 to 1362 code for a protein of 453 amino acids. Gene Ontology annotation, molecular function: protein binding; ubiquitin protein ligase activity. Gene Ontology annotation, biological process: ubiquitin-dependent protein catabolic process; mitotic spindle assembly checkpoint signaling; negative regulation of septation initiation signaling.
AUGCUUCAUCAAUUACCCUCGAUUCGAUUCACAGCACACCAAGAUCCUAGAGCACCGCGGCCGUCUCUGGUUUUCAGCCCGCUGGCACGGGUACUGCCCAGCGGAAACGAGGUAAUCAAAGUCGGUCGAUAUUCGGAAAGAGAUAAUCAGCCUGCCCAGAUUGCGAAUGUGCCAUCUGCAGCGCCGGUUGGUUUCAAGUCAAAAGUUGUCAGCAGGCGUCACUGUGAGUUCUGGUACUCGGGCGGUCGCUGGUUCAUCAAGGACGUCAAGAGCUCGUCAGGGACGUUUCUGAAUCACAUACGGCUCAGUUCACCCGGUACCGAGUCAAAGCCCUUUCCCGUUAAUGACGGCGACAUUGUGCAGUUAGGGAUCGACUUCAAGGGAGGGGAGGAAAUGAUCUUCAGAUGUGUUAAGAUAAAGGUUGAGCUCAAUAAAGGAUGGCAGAGCGCUCCGAGCAGCUUUAAUGUUCAAUCCCAUAAACGUUUGCGAGAAUUGAAUAGCCAGGGGAAGUCCCCGACGAGUAGCUCGUCCCAGGAUUGCUCGAUAUGUCUGGGGCCAAUUGCUCCCUGUCAAUCACUGUUUGUUGCACCAUGUUCCCAUACCUGGCACUACAAGUGCAUUCGAGUUAUCAUAAACGGUCCACACUGGCCUCAUUUCGUUUGCCCUAAUUGUCGGACCGUUGCCGAUCUGGAAGCCGAACUCGACGAUGUAUAUGCAGACGGUGGAUGGGAGGAGGUAGAAGCUGCGGAUGCCAAUGUCGGCAUACAAGCUUCCGACACCCCCGAACCUGCGAAUACAACCCGUCAAUUACGCCAGGUCAGCGGCAACAGGGAUACAAACAUUUCGCCUCAACUGGCGUUGGAGGAAUCCGAUCAAGAUCAGAUGAGCCAUAGUGACGGUGACAUAGUUGAGGCUAGCGAUGAUUCAGAUAUUGGCCAAAGGGUCAAAGAUGCAGCAGAGGCCAUUGACCAUCUAAACAUCGAUGAGCCAUCGUUUCCCCCUAGCUCAUCGACCUCGCAAUUUCCUGGAGUAUCAAAUGCGACUGUCCCACCCGUCGAGAUAGUCAAUAAGAACCCUGUCUCCAGCCUCUCCGUCGGCGCUUCCGCCCACCUCGAAAAUCCCGAUUCCCGUACUGAUCGCAAUACGAUUCGCACACCGAGUCCAAAUGGUUUACCAUCUUCCAUGACAGAUGUCGUCACUAGCACUGAAGGACCAAUGACCCCAAGGAACGACGUGGGACCCUUCGUAUUUGACGGAAGUGCAGGCAGACUGUCAGAUAUCAGACUAGCAACUGUGGCAAGUUUAGACUUGGAUACAGCGGCAGAUACUCCACAGCAACCCGUUCCCCAAUCCUCCUCAUAA